Messenger RNA from Nematostella vectensis (starlet sea anemone), 5298 nucleotides. RefSeq names its product leucine-rich repeat-containing protein 9. NCBI's taxonomy places the organism in Eukaryota, Metazoa, Cnidaria, Anthozoa, Actiniaria, Edwardsiidae. The transcript has 35 exons. The record is from RefSeq and is a predicted model, not a curated record. The coding region runs from base 129 to 4340 and encodes 1403 amino acids. Gene Ontology annotation, molecular function: protein binding.
GUCUUUCUGAGUACAGUCCAGAAAUCCAAGAUGGCCGCCGUUCGAUGGCGGGAACCCGUAUCUCUUUCAAGAACGAGAUAAAAAUACUUAGAAUAAACUGAGCUAAAAUGGACGUGAGCUAAAUUAACAUGAAGAGCUCUAAUUGUUCCAGCUCUGGCUUGGACGAAGAGGAAGACCCGGUGCAGGAAUUGGUAAAACCAGCCGCUUCAUCACAUAAAAAAUCACCCUGCCCUAAAGGGAAAGAUGACCAUGUCAGGGACCUGUGUACUGCAAAUGGAAUCAAUUAUGAGAAGCUCAAGAAGGGCCAGUCAAGUAAAAAGAUUCACACACUUGAAAUGUUUUUCUCUGGAUUUCCACGCAUCUCUGGUAUGGAACUCUUCCCUGGACUUCAAGUGCUGACAUUGAUUGGCCAGGAAAUUGAAGUACUACAAAACCUGGACUGUUUGCCACAUUUGACAGAAUUAUGUGUAUCUGAAUGUAGCCUUAAGGAACUGUCUGGAAUUGACAAGUGCACCAAUCUGAAGAAGGUUUAUUUCUAUGAUAACCACAUCUCCAAGAUUGAAAACCUUUCCAGCCUCACAAGACUGACUGUGCUUUGGCUCAACAGCAACAACAUUCAGGCAAUUGAGGGUCUUGAAUCACUGGCUCAGCUCACUGAUCUUAAUCUAGCAUCCAACAAAAUCACCUCAAUAGGAGAUACACUUCAACGUAACACUCAUCUAGAAGUUCUGGACCUAUCAGCAAACAGGAUCGGCUCAUUUAAAGACCUCACCAAUCUUGUUCAUCUUCCUCACCUGAAAUCCCUGAGCCUUAAAGACCCUACGUACGGCCCUAACCCAGUCUCCCUCCUGUGCAACUAUGCCACACACCUGUUGUUCCAUCUCCCAAAGCUGACGAGGCUUGACUCAUAUGACGUUGAUAACAAGGCACUGAAAGAGCUGGCUGAGGCCACUGUCUCCAAAAAGAAGAUGUACUACAACAUGAGAGUGAAGACACUUCAUCGAAACAAAGCAGACCUACUAUCCAAGUUAUUCCAGGAAAAGGAGGAUUUACAGUCAACUCCACAUAGUCACAUUGCAGUCCUUGUCGCUUGCAUUAAAGAGAUCGAGAAGGAGCAAGAAAAUGCAUUUCAUUGUUCGUUUGAGGAGGCACACAACCCUGACAAUGAGAAAGAUGAGGGCAAAGAGAGUGAUGGCAGUGGCGAAGAUGAUGACUGUGCAAAGAAGCUGGUUGCAAAACCCUCUUUCACAGAGCUCAAUGAUCAAUAUGAGAUAAAGAAACAAGCUCUGGCAAACAGAAUAGCAAAGUGGGAAAAGCAGAGCACAGAAAUUGAGCAGUGUUACCAAGAGAGCUGUCAACAAGUCAAGUCUGUGUCGGACAUGACGGUACAGCGGUUACUCCUCGAGCUUGACACAGGAGGAAAUGUGCGAUUUGAGGACGGGAAAUCAAGUGAUGCUUGGUACAAGUCGUGUCAAGACUUGGUAACUUCAAGGUUUUGUGCUGGUGACUACAUGGACCGUGGGAUCACGGGAAUUAAGGUUCAUCGCAUCACAAGGGUCCACAAUCGUAUUCUCAGGACCAGAUUCGACGAGAAACUUGACCAAGUCCUGGACAAAGAUAGCAUCAUAGAUUUGACCAAGGGCCGCUCCCACAAGAAACUUCUGGAGUAUUUAUUUUUCAUGUGGGAGCCGGACGCCCUGAACGGCGAAAAUGAGCCAAUCACAGUGCUUGAAAAUGGGUUUCGACAGCCUUCCGUUUAUGAGGAUGCAGGUCUCGAUGGAGGCGUGCCUCUGGCCAAUAGUGUUGGCAUAAGUGACAAACCAAGACUUGAACACGUGACUAAGCUAGCCAAGCAGAGAGGCAGUGUCGAUCCCUAUCCCUACAGGCAUGGUCAGCUUAUCGUCGCAAAGGUAUUUGUUGGAAGAGCGGUUCCAGCUAGAGCUGCUCCUGUCAAGAUAACCGAGAGAGCCUAUCCAUGCGCAGAUAGUGUGUUUAGGCCACGUUCACACGAGGUCUGUCAGUCCAGGAAUGUCCUAGGUAUUACCAAGCCUGGUAACCAGUGUGAAUGCAGCUCCAGACAAUGUUCCUGGUUUGUGUUUGACCAGGAACUCGUUCUGCCAGAAUACGUUGUUGACUUCGAAUAUGUUACCAAGCUUAAGCCCAAAUCGCCCUACAUAUACUACUACGGGGACCCCGUGCGAACGGUUGGGGCCACAACCGCAGGAUGCGGGACCACUGAGGGACAGGAUUCCGAGGAUGAUGACGUCAUCAAUAUGGAUCCUGUAGUCAAGCCUAGGCCAAGGAUGGUCGCCCUGACAGAGGAACUUCUCUUGAGACAUUGUAGAGUUGAAGCUCUACAGCAAAUCACAGUGCUAAAUCUUCAUGGGAACGGACUAAACCGUCUCAAGUUCAUCAACUCUAUGACAGCACUAAAGAGGCUCAUUGUGAGCUUCAAUGAGCUGACUCGACUCGAAGAUGUCAAUCACAUGCUUUUCCUUGAACAUCUUGAUGCAAGCUUCAAUAAGCUAACAACACUAGAGGGUGUAAAGGGCUGCAGUCGGCUAGGGUAUUUAGACGUUAGCUGGAAUCAGCUGCAGUACACACGUGAGGAGCUGGGGAUGAUGCGCAAACACCUCAUCACCCUCACCUAUCUGGACACCAGGCAUAACCCCUGGCAAAAGACUGAGACCCUUCGAAUGCGCGCCCUUGGUCGCCUUAAAAACCUAGAAUUCCUAGAUGGUAAACCAGUUACAGAUGAAGAAAUGGCGACUGCCUUACGUAUGGCAGCAGCUUCUCGAAUCUCGUCCUUUGCUAUUCUUGCGCAUGCGCGGACGGACCAAGUAAAACCACGUGCCCUGAGCCUACGAUCGACUGCGGAGAUCAUACUGGCCAGCAGUCAUAACAAGCCUGCUCGCCCUUUAGACGAUGACAGCCAGUGGUUUGUGAAGGUGACUGCUGUCAACCUGGAUAACCAGCACCUCGGCAAGUUGUCAAACCUGGAAAAGCUGGUUCAUCUGCGCUGGGCGUCGUUUAACAAUAACGACUUGACCAAGAUCGAGGGGUUUGAGUCCUGUUCUUCUCUUGAGGAGCUUUCACUGGAAGGCAACUGUAUCUCAAAGUUUGAAGGUCUUGUUCGAAAUCCCAAGUUGAAGUGGCUGAACUUAUCUAGUAAUAAUUUGACGAUACUUGAUACGGGAAUGCUAGAGCGAUUACCUGAACUUAGAUACCUCUCCUUGGAGAAUAACAAUAUCACAUGCCUGAAAGGCUUACAGCAUGCUGUUGAGCUGCAGGAGCUUUACCUUGGUAAUAAUCUCCUCGCCAACAUCCGGGAGAUUUUCAGUUUGAAGCCAAUCCCGAUGCUUGUCAUCCUCGAUCUCUAUGGCAACCCACUGGUGGAGAACACUGCAAACUACCGGCUCUUCGUCAUCUUCCACCUGACCACGCUCAAAGCUCUUGACGGGCUUGCUGUGGAGUCAAAUGAGGGCAACGUGGCCAAGGACGCGUUUGGUGGCAGGAUGACCACGGAUUUCAUCGCUGAGCGUCUCGGCCACUCGAACUUCAUCGAACUACGGGAACUGGACUUCCCUCACUGCUCGCUUAGAACUGUGGAUUUGGGAUCAGGGGAAAUGUUUCUUAAUCUACGAAGUGUUAAUCUUGAGCACAACUCGCUCACAUCCUUUGGAAGUCUCAUAAACUUAGUAAACCUCAAGGUUCUUUGCCUGAAUCAUAACCACAUUGAAAGCAUCGUGACCAAGCCAAAAGCCACGUCGCCAGCUAACGCAGGCAAGCGAUCCGGAGAGCCUGGUAAUGACUAUGCCAACCCGGAGAUGUUCAACCCGGUGCUUACUAACCUGGAAGUCUUACACUUAGGAUAUAAUAGCAUCCCCAGCAUAUCCGGACUGCAGCUUUCUAGACUGCCAAACCUGAAAGCUCUUUUUCUACAAGGAAAUGAGAUAACCAAAGUCGACGGCUUAGAGGGAUUGCAAGACCUUAGGGAACUCGUCCUUGACAGGAACAAAAUUAAGUGCAUUUCCGAAUACUCGUUUAUAAAUCAGUGGAAUCUCAUAGAGCUUCACAUCGAGGAGAAUAGGCUCAAAGAGUUGAGUAACUUGGAUCAUCUGCAGAACUUGCAGCGCUUGUACCUCGGCAUGAACAGAAUCCAGGAUCUGAGUCAGUUUGAGAAACUGGAGUCACUAUCAAAUCUGAUCGAGCUUUCUGUCAUCAACAACGCGGGAGGAACACCGGAGAACCCAGGGAGAAAAAAAAACCGGAGCAAAGGCGAAAACCAACUAAGUAAACUCUCGUCGGAACCGGAAAUCGAACCCAGAACCCUGUGGUGAGAGGCACAGACACUACAGAGCGACCGGGAAACCUGUGGUGAGAGGUACAGACAGAGCGACGCUCUGCCAACUGCGCAACUAAUGGUCUCCAUUUAAGAAAUAAAAUAUUCUUUGUGUGCCUUCAUUGAGUUUUGAAAACCAAGGUGUUUUUGUUUGGGAGAAUUCGAGGGGAGAUCAGUGGAACAGGAGACGGCAGGUCGAGCUUCAAUCUGCUCGAGAAUUCCCCAAACAAACACCGUUUUCUUUAUUGACCUUUUUGUGAUGGUUUUUAUUUUAUAUAUUCAAAAUUGUAUAUGAUAAGAGUAUUUUUUAUUUGUUUAUUGAAAGUACCAUAGCCCCUUUACUUUUGCUAGUAUUUAUCCUUUUUUCCUUAUUAUUUAUGCAUAAGGUUAUUCUAUAUUUCACAUAAUUUUUCGUUUAUUCCAUAUAUUAUUUAUAUUUCAUAUUAUUUUAGCUUCUUUUUCGAUUCCCGACGACACCCUUUGUCGUAAAAUCCCGAAAUUACAAAAAUCGCCAAUUGUAUCUCGCACUUGGUAUUUAACCAGAAAAGUACAGCCAUUACCCAUUUUUCCAAAUGUAUGCGGAAUCCUGGGUUUCCAAUGUUCUGUCAAUUAUUACUAUGUUGGCUUAUAAGUAGACUCGAUUGUUACGCUAAAAUGUGCUCAUCAAAAGAGCAGUAAAAGAUGAUUUCAACCGCCAUGAAAGCACCCAUUAUUCCGUGUUGCCAAAGAAUACACUGCUAGAUAAUUUCCGCUGUAUAAAAAGUCCUUUUAUUUCUAAGUGUUUUAGCUCUUUUGUUAAAUGGACUCAUUUACGCAGCAUUAAAUACCAAAAUAGGAAACGUUAGUUUUAGGAUAUAGCAAGGACAGCGACGCAGGAGACAGCACGAAUCUCUCCGUAUAUAUUUCUUAUAAAAAUUGUGUUAUGUCCAGGCUUUUUUUUUCGCACGUUUCUUUAG